Molecule: messenger RNA, 1605 nt
Organism: Talaromyces rugulosus
Lineage: Eukaryota; Fungi; Ascomycota; Eurotiomycetes; Eurotiales; Trichocomaceae
Exons: 2
Coding region: 1-1605 (534 amino acids)
Source: RefSeq, a predicted model, not a curated record
AUGUCCUCCGCGCUCACCGGGCUCGUCGCCAGGAGCAUGUACGGAAAUGUCCCGCCAGAUCCUCAUACGCGUGCGCAAGACAAUCCGACUCUCCUGAUCAGCUGGUGGUGCACCUGUUUCUCGUUCGUCAUCAUCCUCGUCAGAGUCAUCGGUCGAUACCAACGGACGAAUCGAUUCUUCACCGAAGACAAAUUCAUGAUUGCCAGCAUAAUCCCGCUUUUUGUCAGGAUGGCUUUCGUUCACGUUGUUCUGAUAUGGGGUACAAAUAACACGAAAACACACUCACUGACCGAGCUGGAGAUUCACCAUCGAGAGACUGGGAGCAAGCUUGUUUUAGUGUCAAGGAUAUUCUACGCACUCUAUAUCUGGAUGGCAAAAUACACCGUUUGUGAGUUCCUCCGACGACUGACCGGCAUGGUAUGGACACGGACUUUUCAAAUCGCCCUUCGAUCCAUCGAAUACUUCCUUGCUAGUACACUAGUCGCGGUUAUAAUCGCCACAUUGGUCGAGUGCCAACCUUUCAAUCACUAUUGGCAAGUGACCCCCGAUCCAGGCCCUCAAUGCCGACUCGGCUACGCGAAUUUGAUGACUAUGGGAGUGUGCGACAUCUUGACGGAUUUCUUCCUGGUGGCCCUACCUGUUUCCCUCUUCGUCACGUCGGCCAUGACAAUCAAACGCAAAAUUCAGCUUACUGUUUUGUUCGCCUCGUCAUUCGUGUUGGUCGCUAUCACUGGGUACAGAGUACCCUCGGUCAUCAGACGGGAUGGUCUACAAAGCUUUCGUUCUCUCCUUGCUUCUUUUGAGAUACUAGCCGCCACUGCAGUUUCAAAUUUUGUCGUGAUUGGGUCCUUUGUCCGUGAUCGGGGUCUCAAAAAGGCCAAGUUUAAGCGCCCUGGAGGCUCGCUCUCGAUUACUGAGAGUGCCGAUCAAAGCUCGGUCAGACGAACGACACUCACUCAAAAUCACUGGGGGAGUGACGCGGAUCUGGUCCGUGACAUGGGUAUCCGGAUAGACCCUGAAAUGCACGCUGUUGAAGCCAACAAAGUCCGCCCUGCUCCAGUAGCCAUGACAGGCGGGGUGGCUGAGGGGUGGACAUUCAGCCAGGGUCAUCAAAGGAACGACCGGGCUUCUACUGCGGGUAAUUUCAGGUCCCAGUCGCAUUUAUCAGCCUCUGGCGAUUCAGAGAGCCUGAAGGUCUCGCCAAGACGUGUAUCCUUUCAUGACGUUGGUGGUCUACUCGAUGACUGUGAUCCGCCGUCGCCUACCACAACUAGAGCGCCUUACCCACUUCCUCGCUCCUCGUCUCAUCUCUCUACACAGUCUACAAACACAGGCAUGUCGCGAUAUAUGCCAUAUGACCAAGGAAGCGAUCCUCCUUGGCAAGACGUCGGUGGUCUUCUCUCUCCUUCCGAUUCUUAUACAAGCAACUCGCCUGCUAGCAACGUAUCCUCUAGCCACAACCCCAGGGGCAACCCGGAGACUGCUCUCAAUCGACCAGCUCCUGCUUACUAUCACCGCGAGUCUGACGAGUAUCAUAAUAUCCCAGACCUCGAACUACAUGACGCAGGCGGUUUACUCUCAAAUACAACCUCUAAUACGAAUUAG